Molecule: messenger RNA, 2338 nt
Organism: Microstroma glucosiphilum
Lineage: Eukaryota; Fungi; Basidiomycota; Exobasidiomycetes; Microstromatales; Microstromataceae
Product: LTV-domain-containing protein
Exons: 3
Coding region: 77-2248 (723 amino acids)
Biological process (GO): ribosomal small subunit export from nucleus; ribosomal small subunit biogenesis
Cellular component (GO): cytosol; nucleus; preribosome, small subunit precursor
Source: RefSeq, a predicted model, not a curated record
CCUCCAGGCCAUACAGCAUACAUUGAGAAUCCCAUACAUCACUCUGGACUUGGCAUAGCAUCGUUCAUCCUCCAACAUGCCGCCCAAAUCCAUCUGGCGUUCAGCCGAUGCUCAGCACUUCACUCUCGUGCAUAGAUCUCAACGGGAUCCUCUCAUCAAUGACCCCGACGCUCCCACCCGAGUGCUCGCAGCCACACAGCGCCGGCAAGGCAAAGGGCAACCAGUCUCACGAAAGGAGCUGGAAGACGAGUUCAAGGGCAAGGACAGGAAGAACAUCGGAGAAGCUGCUCAGUAUGGCGUCUACUUUGAUGAUACCGAAUAUGACUAUAUGCAGCAUCUCAGGCCCAUUGGGGGCACCUACAAUGCUCAGAGAGGAGGGAAGGACGAGGAGAUGGAUGUAGAUGUAGUCAUGCUGCCGGGACCUGAGGGCACGGCUCAAGACAAGGGGAAAGCAAAGGCAGGAGGAAAUCUGACAUUCAAGGACGAGGCUGGCCCCAGCAAGGGAGGUCUUGACCUGCCCGAGGAAGUGUUAGCAAACAACAAUGAGAUGCCCCGAGACUGGGCGAGGGGAACAGAAGAAGAGGGAGGACUGAGGCUCGAUAUGGACCCUCAUCUCAGACAAGCCUUGGAGGCUCUCGACGACGAAGCCUUCCUAGUAGGCAAGGCAAAGCAGAGGAGACUCGAGGCAAGCAAGCGGGCGGCCAUGGCGGCAAGCGAAGCCUCUGCUACUGCUUCUUCGUCCUCGCAACCUGCUGAAAGUGAAGAAGAAAUUUCCCUGGACGACUUUGAUUUCGAUGGAACGGAUGACUUCGACGACGAAUCAGAAUUUGAUGACUUGUUCGCCACAGUCAUCAAGUCGGGGGAGUACGAUCCGGAUUCAGCUGCCGAUGAGGAGUGGCGGAAAUUGCCCCCUGGAGGAGACGAGGCUCUCUACCUCACCCCGGCAGACAAGGCUAGGCAGAAGCUGCAGGAAGGCGGUGGUGACGAUGCAAGUCUGAGCUUGACGGACAGAGUGGCCUUGUUCAAGCAAGGUCUCGCACCAGGAGCAGUUGCCGUGGCAGACGAGAAGCCGUCCGCCCUCCCAGCAGCCGCUGCAAAGACACGCAAAGCCCCAUCCUCGAUGGGCGGCUCUUCUAUUUUUGGGGAUGGCCCGGGCAAAAAGUCAAAGCCAGGGUCGAAAGCUCGUCAUGCAAUGUCAUUCUAUGCUCCCAGUGCUGAUGGUGGCUCGACGGCUUGGAGUAUGAGCUCCAGCGCUAUGGCAAGGAAUGCUGGGCUGAGGGGCCUCGACGAUAAUUUCGACAGGCUCGAGCAAAUUUACGAACAAGACGUCGACGAGGAAGACGAAGAGGACGAAGAGGGGGGAUUUGUUCGAGAAGACUUCGAGUCCAUUUUGGAUGAGUUCCUCGAGAAGCACGAGGUCAUUGCAGGCAAGCUCAAGCAACGACUUGGUGCUCCAGAGUCUUCCGCCAUUGAGAAGCUCGACAUGAUUCGCAAGGAGAUUGGACAAGCCAAGAUUGAUCAGUGGCUCAAUGAGCGCGAGGAGACGCAGGAGGAGAUCGACAAGGACAUCGAAUCCAAAAUCCGCAUUGUUGGGCUCAGGAGCAAUGAAUGGGACGUGGAGACGAUUCAGACCACGAAGACGAACGUCUCGAAUCACCCACGCAUGCUUUCCUCGAGGGGAUCCUCCGUAGCUUCUGGAAGCUCCUUCCGGCCAGCGACUCUGGGCGGUCUCAGCUCUCGUAGUAACGGCAGCACAAGCAACGGCGGCAGCGAAGACUUCGAGAGUAUUCCUAAGGUACGGGUCAAUCCGAGGACGGGAAUGUCGGAAGUGGUUGGAUGGACCAAGCAGCGCAAGUCAAAGGUUGACGAUGAUAGUGCAAGUCUCCCGGAUUUGGUGAGCCUGUCCAUCGAUGGAAAGCUCGGCGAAGAUGACGAUGGCUCUGGACCUCCGCCGUCAUCGUCCAUGACCGAAGGUAGCGAUGAUCAGGAAGAGGACAGCGGAGACGACACUGAGACCGAGGAGAGUGUUCGCCAGACCAUCAAGCGGGAUCGCAACGAGAGCAAGGAGGAGAAGAAGGCGAGGAAGGAAGCAGCAAAGCAGCAAAAGCAGGAGAGGAAGAAGGAAAAGUCAGAGAGGAAGGCUGAAUUCGCCAAUGAGAGAAAGAGGCAAGUCAAGAUGGACGCCGGUAGGCUCAAAGAUGGAGGCGCGGCUGACUUGCGAGUUGGUGCUGGUAGGAAGCUGGGCUGAAGCGGGACCGACGCCUUCGGUACCAGUGCUUGGCAUCAUAUGUAAUUGUAAGCUGCUCCAUGUUUUCCAAAUGCAUCCGCAUGACACACA